AUGGCCGAGCUCCCGUCAAAGGUGCACCUCAACUCGCACCCCAUCUGCCUGAUGAUCCAUGGGCCCUCGGUGUACGUGGAUGAUAAGCAGCGCACAUGGCUGCAUCUCGUCAUGGAGACAGGAGGUGUCCUGCAAGUACAGUUGCGCCAGGAAGACAUCCCCUGUGGGCAUAUCGCACUCACCACCAGCCCACAGACCUCGAGCACCAGGCCUUUUAUGUUGAUCCUCUACGCUGGCAGCCAGUACGUGGACUCCAUGUACCGGUUCUGGCGUAUCGUGAACCACAUCAAGGAGGAAGGAGUGGAGGAAAUGAUGCUUGAGCUGAUAGACAACUCGUAG
Messenger RNA from Myotis lucifugus (little brown bat), 339 nucleotides. Its product is annotated as T-cell leukemia/lymphoma protein 1A-like. NCBI's taxonomy places the organism in Eukaryota, Metazoa, Chordata, Mammalia, Chiroptera, Vespertilionidae. Gene Ontology annotation, biological process: positive regulation of peptidyl-serine phosphorylation. The record is from RefSeq and is a predicted model, not a curated record. Bases 1 to 339 code for a protein of 112 amino acids. The transcript has a single exon. Gene Ontology annotation, molecular function: protein serine/threonine kinase activator activity.